CAAAACCCGAUGUCUCUCUGUUUUACAACUGAAACGUUUCGUUGUAACCCAGUUGUUACACAGUAGCCCCUACAUGGCUAUAGAAGGCGCGAAGACGGAAUAGAACUGCAGUUGGCACAGUGUGAAACAUUGCGGAAGUCCGUUUUGUGGGGGAAUUACGCGAGCACUUCCUGUACAGUUAGUUUUGGGACUGCUGAACACAAAAACAGCUCUGUAGGCUGCUGAGUUGUGUUGCCAUUUACACAGAUUUGUUACAUUGUGUCGCUUGAAGCGUGGAUCGAGGACGCGCUGAUUCCAACUGGAAUCUUUUCACGGAAUGUUGGUGAAGAAGUGAAACUUUGUAGCGGAGUGGUUUGCUGAACUGGUUCGAUUUAACACGCACAUGGUGUGUGGGAUGUCGCUGUAUCAUCAUUAGAACGACUACAAAGAGAACGGGGAACUAGUCACAUUAGUGCUUUAUCGCUGAAGUGGAAACACGCCACACACCCAGUGAAGUCUAGCUACACUACGACGACUUCGGGAUGGAGCGGCUUUGCAAGCUUAGUUUAUCUUUGGCUUUGAUCCUGCCUUGUUUGCAAUGGACAACUUCUUUCAAUCUGGACAGUGACAAACCCUAUGUAUUCUCUGGACCUAAAGGAAGUUAUUUUGGAUUUUCGGUGGAUUUCUUCCAGCCAGAUGACAAACAGUCAAACAUUCUUAUAGGAGCUCCCAGAGCCAACACCUCCUCAGCUUCCACAGUGGUGGAGAGAGGGGCUGUCUAUACCUGCCCAUGGCAGAAGACUGGUGACUGUACCCAAGUACAGUUUGACAACACUGAUGAUCGUAAGAAUAACGAGGGGGUCCAGAUGGAGUUCAAGUCCAACCAGUGGUUUGGAGCCACGGUACGGUCACAUGGUGAACACAUCCUGGCCUGUGCACCUCUCUACCAGUGGAGCACGUACAGCAUGUCAGAGCGAGAGCCUGUCGGAACAUGUUUCCUGAAGAAAGGAGUAGAAGUUGUGGAAUACUCUCCCUGUCGAUCUAAAGCCAACUCUCCAGAUGGACAGGGCUUCUGUCAGGCUGGAUUCAGUAUUGACUUUGUCAAGAAUAACAGGGUGGUUGUUGGAGGCCCUGGUAGUUUCUACUGGCAAGGUCAGCUGAUCAGUGACGAUAUCUCUGAGAUCAUAACCAGGUUCAACAAGCAAUAUUACACUCCUUACAGUAACCAGCUGACCACCAAGACUGCCAGCGCUCAGUACGACGACAGCUAUUUAGGUUACUCUGUGACUGUUGGUGACUUCAAUGCUGAUGGACAAGAUGAUUACAUUACCGGGGUACCCAGGGGAGACAAAGCUCUGGGCUAUGUUAACAUCUUCAAUGGGAGGAACAUGGAAUCUAUGCUGAACUUCACAGGAACACAGAUGGCUGCCUACUUCGGCCAUUCUGUGGUGGCGGCCGACAUCAAUAACGAUGGCCUGGUGGAUCUGUUUGUAGGGGCCCCUCUGUUCAUGGAGCGUGGCAGUGAUGGGAAGCUGCGGGAGGUGGGCCAGGUGUCUGUGUUCCUGGGGAAGGGAGGGUUCUCCUUCCACUCCCCCGUCACACUGAGCGGGACGGAGAUCUACUCACGCUUCGGCAGUUCUAUAGCCACACUGGGAGACCUGGAUAUGGACGGCUUCAACGACAUUGCCAUAGCUGCACCUUACGGCGGGCCGAAGCACCAAGGCCUAGUGUACAUCCACAAUGGGAGGGCGGCAGGGCCUGACCCAGUUCCUUCCCAGGUCCUAGAGGGGAGGUGGGCCUCCUCUUACAUGCCCCCCAGCUUUGGAUACUCCCUACACGGAGCCACCGAUAUUGACCAGAACGGAUACCCAGACUUAAUAGUCGGUGUAUUUGGUGCAGACAAAGCCGUUCUAUACAGGGCCCGGCCGGUCAUCAGCGUUAACGCCACCCUGGACAUCAGCCCUCAGAUCCUCAACCCAGAGGAAAUGACCUGCAAACUGCCUGACGCUGACACUCAAGUGUCCUGUUUCAAAGUGAAGUACUGUCUUAAGGCGAGUGGGAGAGGCGCACCAGCCUCACUGAAGUUCCAGGUUCACCUUGUCCUGGACAGACUCAAACACAAGGGGGCGACAAAGAGAGUUCUGUUCCUCCACAGCAAGACGUCCCAGUACACCAAGAACAUGACGGUCAGCAACGGCCAAGGACCAGCCUGCGAGGAGCAGGAAGCCUUCCUCAUAGAUGACUCUGAGUUCCGGGACAAGAUCACUCCCAUCUCUGUGUUCAUGGAGUUCAGUUUGGACUACCAGCAGGCUGCAGAUAAGACCGGCCUACUGCCUAUCGUGGAUCUGACUGCCCCCACCAACAUCUCCAAACAGGCCCAUAUCCUACUGGACUGUGGAGAUGACAACAUCUGUAAGCCAGACCUCCAGCUGUCUGUAUUGAGUGACCAGAAGGAGAUCUACAUAGGAGAUGAUAACCCCUUGACCCUGGAGGUGACAGCGGAGAACAGAGGAGAGGGGGCGUACGAGGCAGAGCUACAUGUCUUCCUUCCUCCCCAGGCUGACUUCACUGGGGUCGUACGCAACAGUGAGACUCUGUCGAGACUGUCCUGUGCCUACAAGACAGAGAACCAGACCAGGGUGGUGGUGUGUGAUCUGGGGAACCCCAUGAAAGGAGGAACUAAGGUGCUGGCCGGUCUGCGCUUCAGCGUUCACCAGCUCUCCGAGCAGGACACGUCUGUCAAGUUUGACCUGCAGAUACAGAGUUCCAACCAGUUCAGCAGCACCAGCAGGCUGGUCUCCAGCAUCACAAAGCUGGCUGUCCUCGCCAAGGUGGAUAUCAGAGGGGUGUCGGUUCCUGACCAGGUCUUCCUGCCCAUUGCUAACUGGCAGCCCAAAGAUAACCCUGUCGUAGGAGACGACAUCGGUCCACAGAUACUGCACAUCUAUGAGUUGCGUAACAGAGGCCCCAGCACCUUCAGCAAGGCCAUGCUGGACAUCGAGUGGCCCUACAGGUUCAACAACGGCUCUCUGCUCUACAUCACCAAGCUGGAGGUGGACGGGGACGGAGGAAUUAACUGCAGUACGGACAUGGAGAUCAACCCGCUCAAUGUCUCAAAUCCUCUGUCAGGAGAGACGAAUGGUACAGCUUCCACCGGUGGAGACGGUACAGAGGGGAGGAACAGGAACCAUGUUCACCGCAGAGAGCUGGAGAGGAAAGAGAUGGAGGGAGACCUGGAAACCCUGGACUGUUCGAAGGCCCAGUGCCUGAAGAUCCGGUGUCAGGUGGGCCGUGUGGAGAGAGGUCAGAGUACUAUCCUCUUCAUCCACUCCAGACUGGGGGUGGCCACCUUCCUCAAGACUGAGAGCCAGAACCGAUCGUUCACCGUGAGAUCCUCCGCUUCCUUCAGCGUCAUAGAGAUGCCUUAUAACAAGAACCUGGUGUCUGAGCUGCCCUCCAACGCCACUACGAUAAGUAUGUCAGUGAUCUGGGUGAAAUCGGAGCCUGAACCUGUCCCUGGGUGGGUGGUGGCCCUGGCUGUGCUGGCUGGACUACUGCUGCUGGCUUUACUCAUCUUCAUCAUGUACAAGCUGGGUUUCUUCAAGCGUGUACGCCCGCCCCAGGAGGACGCCACGGAGAAGGAACAGCUGGCACCGCAGGAGAACGGUGACAGGAACACUGACGCCUGAGACCUGCAGCACCCCCUAGAGGUCCCCAGGCUUCAAUACAACACCAGGGCCCGUAUCCACAGAGCAUCUCAAGAGUAGAAAUUUGGACAUAAGUGUUGAGAAUAGAGGCAUUUUACUCUGAUGGGUCAAAUUACCAAUCAUAUGAGUCCCACCUAGUCAGCAGAUAUUUAGGAGACCUAAACUCUUAACUGUCCUAACCAGUUAAGAGUUACCAGCAGGUGUCUUAGAAAAAGGUAGCUAGUCAGUGUUUCCUGCACCAUAGACGGGCAAUUGCUUUGGAGUUGGGAGCAAAGAAUGUUUUGAUAUUUCUAUGAUCAAUCCAUAAAUAAUCUAGACCUACAUGUCUCUUGCACUUUUGACAAUGAUUUCACAAGAGGCCUAAUUCAAUUGAUACGCCUACAUUUAUUAUAACCACUAGGGCUAAUAAAUAAUCACAUUUUUCAUUUGAAUAUUUCAUUUAACCUACAUCAUGUUAUUUCAAGUUCAUUCCUUUGGAGCGCACUAUCAGAUUGUUAAAAAAAAAAAAAAGAUCCCUACGGUGGGCAUGCCUAUAAGAUGGCAACUGACAGCAUCUAGGGGGCUAUGUGUUUGCCGAUUCAAUGAUAAACCUUUCAAAUGUUUCAGGAAACAUUAUCGGCAAGUGACUUGAUGCCUACACUGGGCCAAAAGCAGUUUAGAAUUGUUGAAUGGAGUGACCAGUGUGUUGAUAUAACAGUAAUAUUCUAUUUGUUAUCAAAAUUCCGCUUUUAACAACCAUCAUACUGUAUGAUUGCAAUAUGCAUCACAUUAUCAAAAAUAUUAGAAUUUGUUCAAAAAGGGUUAUGCGUGCCAACAUUAUUAGCCAAUAAUUAAAGAGUAAGUAAAGUGAUCGUCAGGCGAAAAUGAUAUCAAACGUUUUACCCUUGCAACGUUAAAUGCAGAGUUGCAUUCACCGUGGUCGUCUGAAGCGUGCUGUAGAGUUCACAUCUGGCGAUGCCUCAUCGCGAUCGGUUAUUCCCCAUCGUUUGCAACAACGUCAAUGUCAUCAUCAGCUUUCCUUUGCAGUACCUCAAACUGUCGUGAUUUAUCAGCUGAGAUAACUUUUAUGAGUUGAUUUUACUCGUGGCUCAGAGUUUGUCUGGACAGAGUUUUAACAUCCUAAAACCUACUCUGAGCUGGGAGUUUUUUUUUUUUUUUUUGUCUUACACCAGGUUUUAACAGGAUUCUUAGGACCUUUUCUGAGAUGCUUUAUGGAGCCCUGGUCCUGUAUGUAUUCACACAGCAUCUCAGAAUAAGAGUGGUGAUAUAGGAUCAGCUGUAGUUCUCCUGGGCACCUGGCUGUAUAUAGCUGCAUCUGGACAACACUGCUGUACGAUACGAUAUGGAUGGGAGGAGCAAAAAAAAAUAGUGAUUUGAUUAAGUGCUGACUUCCAGACUCUCUCUUUCUCUCUCAUUUUUCCUUCUGUUUCUUUUUUUCUGCGUCUUAGAGGCUACGUCUACACAGGCAGCCCAAUUCUGAUCAUUGGACCGAUCAGAUCAGCUCUGAAAAACAUCUGAUGUGAAAAGAUCUGAUGUGGUUGGUCAAAAGACCAAUUAGUGGGGGGGGGAGAUCAGAAUUGGGCUGCCUGUGUAGACGUAGCCUUAGUGCACUGGACUUUCAGUUAAAUGAAUCGCUGCAACAAUGUGAAUAUGAGACAGCGAUUAUGAUAUGUGGUGUAACUGAGAGGGAUAGAGUUAUUAAUAAUAAUAAUAUUGUAUGGUCUUGAAAGAUACGGCUUGAUUGGAGUGUUUAAAAAUAAUUUUGUGUGGCUACUGCAAGGUGUUGAUAGGAGGACAUUAUUAAUGCUAUGGGGAGGGUUGUAUAUUCAUAUGAAUUCUUUUGAGGAAUAAUUAAUUGAUGUGUUGUUUUUGUUCUAUAAAUGUAGGGCAGUUAAUAUAUAACUAGGGUUUUCAACUGUAAUAUGCCCAUUUUCCUACGCGUGUAGUUGUAAGACAAAUCACACGUCUCUGUGUAAAUGUAAAAUGUUUUGUAUAAAAGGACUUCAAGAAUGAAUUGACUAA
Coregonus clupeaformis (lake whitefish) is the source of this 5708-nucleotide messenger RNA. Its product is annotated as integrin alpha-V. Lineage: Eukaryota; Metazoa; Chordata; Actinopteri; Salmoniformes; Salmonidae. The transcript has 30 exons. Gene Ontology annotation, biological process: angiogenesis; cell-cell adhesion; cell adhesion mediated by integrin. The record is from RefSeq and is a predicted model, not a curated record. Bases 522 to 3668 code for a protein of 1048 amino acids. Gene Ontology annotation, cellular component: integrin complex; external side of plasma membrane. Gene Ontology annotation, molecular function: integrin binding.